AUGACACGGCUGCUGGUCUUGCUGCUGGUCUUCCUGCUGCUGCCUGUCUCCGCCUGCGGGGUGCUGAAGCCCAAAUGCCCCUUGAAUCUGAUCAAGGAUGAAAACAAGCCCUGGAAUUAUUACAGGCCAGGAGACCAUCUCAUUGGGGGGCUCAUCUCAGAAACUCCUGUCCUGUUCCAACCAACCAUCUUUUCAAAGCCUCCCUCCAUCAGACUUUUUGGGAAAGGUGUGACAACGAACUGGCCUGUCCUGUCUUUCCUCUUUGCCAUUCAGGAGAUCAAUGGGCACUCCCAGGGCUUGCCCAACCUCACGCUGGGCUACAACGUCUACGAGGACUAUUAUGAUGCCAGGAUGGCCUCGGAGGCCCUGGUAGACCUGGCAUCAACGGGGCCAUCCAACGUGCCAAACUACCACUGCGGGAGGCAGAACAACUUGCUGGCAAUUCUUGAAGGAGCUGAGUCAGAAAUCUCCAGCCAGAUUGUCAAUGUGCUCAGCAUCUACAAAAUCCCACAGGUCAGCUACGGUUUUGUUGCUCGCCUUCCGAAUGAUCAGACUGAAUUCCCCUUUUUGUACCAGAAGGUGCCAAAAGCAGAUUGCCAGUCCCGGGGCAUUGUCCAGCUGCUUCUGCACUUCCAGUGGACGUGGGUCGGUCUCCUUGCUCCACAGACUGACGGUGGAGAACACUUCCUGCAGACGUUUCCAUCCCUGCUCAUCAGGAACCACAUUUGUGUCAACUUCUCACAAAGCAUCCCAGUCAUGAAUACGAGAAAAAUGCUUUUAUUCCACAGAAAAUUUUAUAUGCCCAGAGAAAUCAAUGUGUUUGUUUAUUAUGGGGAGAUGCGCUUCUUUUUUGCUACAAUAAGUUUGUCAAAAUAUAUACUGAACUCUAUGCAGCAAAACCCAUUGUAG
Heteronotia binoei (common prickly gecko) is the source of this 909-nucleotide messenger RNA. RefSeq names its product vomeronasal type-2 receptor 1-like. NCBI's taxonomy places the organism in Eukaryota, Metazoa, Chordata, Lepidosauria, Squamata, Gekkonidae. The record is from RefSeq and is a predicted model, not a curated record. Gene Ontology annotation, cellular component: membrane. The transcript has 3 exons. Gene Ontology annotation, biological process: G protein-coupled receptor signaling pathway. Bases 1 to 909 code for a protein of 302 amino acids. Gene Ontology annotation, molecular function: G protein-coupled receptor activity.